Messenger RNA from Durusdinium trenchii, 1042 nucleotides. NCBI's taxonomy places the organism in Eukaryota, Dinophyceae, Suessiales, Symbiodiniaceae. The record is from the annotation of a GenBank genome assembly.
AGUUGGUUGGCUCAACCCGUUUGCUGUCCAAUGAGGCAGCUGCACCAUGAGCCAACGCAUCCUGGUGACAGGAGGAAAUACCGGAAUCGGCUUUGCAUUGUGCAAGCAGCUAACUUAUGACCAUGGUUGCCACGUCUAUUUGGGUGCUCGAUCGGUGGAAAAGGGUACAGCAGCUGUGAAGGCCAUUAUGGAUGGCCUGCCGGGCUCUUGCAAGGGCAAAUGUGAACUGGUACAGUUGGACACUUCUUCUGAUGCUUCUGUAGCUUCUGCUGUAGCUGCAGUGAAGGGUAGUCUUGAUGCCGAGGGCUCCAAGGGCUCACAGUUGUACGCAAUUGUGAACAAUGCGGCCACUGGCGUCAGCCAUGGUGUUGGUCCAGAUGAGAUCUUGAACACCAAUGUUUGCGGACCCAAGAGAGUGGUCGAAGGCUUUCUGCCUCUUCUGGAGAAGUUUGGGCGCAUUGUGAAUGUGGGGUCCGGCGCUGGGCCCAUGUAUGUGGCUAAGUGUUCUCCUGAGGUGAGGAAGACCCUUUGCAGUUCGGAGGUGACUUGGGAACAGAUUUUAGAGCAUAUGAAGUCGGGCUUGGGCUCCGCAGCUGAUAGCAUGGGCGGCUAUGGGCUUUCCAAAGCGCUGCUCCAAUGCUACACCAUGCUGCUGGCCAGGCAGCAUCCAGAGCUUCUGGUGAGUUGCUGUGAUCCGGGCUUCAUCGACACAGCCAUGACCAAAGGCUUAGGAGCCUCCAAGUCUCCAGAGCAGGGCACCGUGUCUGUCAGACAUUGCCUCUUUCAGAAGUUGGAUGGAAAUGGAUGGCACUAUGGCCCGGAUGGGGUGCGAUCUCCGCUUCACUUCCUGCGGCAUCGAGGUGAGCCGGCCUACAAUGGCGAACCGGUCGACUGAGCAAGAGCUCAUCAGUUUUCCACCUGAAUCCUGAAUCUUCAAAAGCAUGGCACAUCAGAUUGCGAAAAGAAACAACCAAAAUCGAUCAAAAUCGUCACCUGUGGGCCAGAAAAACUGAACAACUGCAUUAGAGUGCCGUGGCCUGCC